UUUUGUUUACGUUUGUUUAUCUUUUAAUCAGUGUUUCAAGAAGACUGUGAAUAUACAUAUUCAAAAUACCUUAUAUUUCUUCUGCAUCUAAUAAAGAACCCUCUCCUUGGAUCUUCAAAAAUGAGUGACACCGAAUCAAAGGCAGCGAAGGGGUCAGAAGAAAAAGACUCUUCCCAGAAUCCUGAACUGGAUGUAAGCAGCGAGAUGUUCAAUCCUCUUCAAGCUUUAUACGAACCGAAUUAUAAGAUUACGGACGCGGUUCCAAAAGUUCUCUACCAAAAUUUGGCCGCCUUCGAGAGUGCCCUGAAAAAGUUUGGGAUCUGGAAGUUAAACAAGCGGCAAAAGCCGGAAACUGCAGCAGGAGCAGCAAAAAUGGCCUCCACUUCCCGGUCUGCACAUAUCCCAGAGGCUCCUCAGCGCCGUUUUGAGCUCCAUCAGAUGCCCACUACGAAGGCCUCGAGCAAGAAGCACUAUCGCAACAUUUUCACAUACAUGGAGGCGACUGUCGGACCGCUUGAACUCCUUAAGAAGUGCAUACCGUCGGUCGGCCACAAGGAAACUAAGGAAAGCACUGAAAGGAUACGAGUCCGGGUGGUUCUCCGCAAGCAAGGAGCGAUAGGCGGCACCGUGGAGGGUGAACUGGUGGCCUUCGACAAGCAGUGGAAUCUUCUCCUAAAAAAAGCCACCGAAACCUGGAAGCGACGAAAGUACAAUUACGGAGAGCAGAACAUAUGCGACACACCUGUGGAUUGCACCGAUCGACUCAGAGAGCUGGGAAUCACUUAUCCCAAGACUCAAGUCAAAAGUUUGAACCGAAAGAACGUAGAGAUAAAGCGUGAUCUGCCACAGAUCUUGAUACGCGGCGAAAAUGUGGUUUUAGUUAGUUUAAUAGCUAAGGAAAUGUAGUAUAUAGCUUGCUUUAAAUCUCAUCAUUCAUUAGACUUCAAAAGGGAGCAAAUAAUAGCUAAGAAAUUAACUUAUAACCUUAAUAUAAAUAAAUUUGUUUACAAAUGGUUAGUUGUAUAAUUUGUAUUAUAACCAAA
Drosophila rhopaloa is the source of this 1043-nucleotide messenger RNA. It is a transcript of the gene Lsm11, whose product is annotated as U7 snRNA-associated Sm-like protein LSm11. Gene Ontology annotation, molecular function: U7 snRNA binding. Gene Ontology annotation, biological process: mRNA 3'-end processing by stem-loop binding and cleavage. NCBI's taxonomy places the organism in Eukaryota, Metazoa, Arthropoda, Insecta, Diptera, Drosophilidae. The record is from RefSeq and is a predicted model, not a curated record. The transcript has a single exon. Bases 121 to 906 code for a protein of 261 amino acids. Gene Ontology annotation, cellular component: U7 snRNP.